Kwoniella mangroviensis CBS 8507 is the source of this 945-nucleotide messenger RNA. RefSeq lists its product as uncharacterized. Gene Ontology annotation, cellular component: cytosol. The record is from RefSeq and is a predicted model, not a curated record. The transcript has 7 exons. Gene Ontology annotation, molecular function: 3'-5'-DNA exonuclease activity. Bases 1 to 945 code for a protein of 314 amino acids. Lineage: Eukaryota; Fungi; Basidiomycota; Tremellomycetes; Tremellales; Cryptococcaceae.
AUGCGAUUCGCAGAUAUCGCAGUGAACCUCGCGGAUCCAAUGUUUACGGGAUCAUACCACAAUAAACAGCGGCACGUAUCGGACUUACCGCAGAUGAUCAAACGAGCAAAGGAUAAAGGUGUAGAGAGGAUAUUGAUCACUGGGACUAGUUUGGGGGAUAGUAAAGAUGCGCUCAAGUUGGCCAAGGAGUAUGACUUUCAUUGUACAGCUGGAUGUCAUCCAACUUCAACAUCCGAAAUACCCAACCACCCUUCGGGUUUCGAAGGGUAUCUAAGCGAUUUGCGAAAUCUUAUCUCAGAAGAUAGGGGUCAAGGAGGAUCCAAGAGGAUAAUAUCAAUAGGAGAGAUCGGUCUAGAUUAUGAUCGUUUGCAUCAUUCAUCUCGAGAAACUCAACUUGAACACUUACCUUCCCUCCUUAAACUAUCAGAGGAAUUCAGGUUACCUUUAUUUCUACAUUCUAGAACUUCCGAAUCCCAUGUAGAUCUAGUACGGACUUUGAAACAUAUAGGGUGGAGUACAAAGUGGGGAGGGGGAGUGGUACAUUCUUUUACAGGUACUGAAAAUGAAAUGAAGGAAUUGGUGAAUAUGGGUUUGUAUAUAGGUAUAAAUGGCUGUUCAUUAAAGAUUAAAGAGAAUAUAGAAGUAGUCAAGCAAAUCCCAUUAGACAGAUUAUUAUUGGAGACUGACGCUCCAUGGUGUUCGAUAACCUCAUCUCACGAAUCACACAAGUACCUCCCACACACCGAUUCAGGGUGCUUUAUCGAAAGAGUCAAUAAACCAGAUAAAUGGAAAGAUGGAAUGGGCGUGAAAGGGAGACAAGAACCUGCUGAUAUCGUAAUCAUUGCUAACAUAGUAUCUAAAAUCAUGGAUAUACCUCUCGAGCAAUUGUCUCAGCAGGUUUGGCAGAAUACGAUCAAACUGUUUUAUCCUUCCGAAUUGAUUUGA